CUAUCUAUCAUAUCUGGAGCCAUGUACAAGAAGGGGAGAUUAGUUGGAUGCAAUAAUGGUACUGCUAAUAAUGGAGCCAUAGCUCAGUUUGGAUAUGUUGAGACUGAUCCAUCUGGAAGAUAUGGCCGUUUCAGAGAUGUUUUGGGGAAAGGAGCAAUGAAGGUAGUGUAUAGGGCAUUUGAUGAAGUGCUCGGAAUAGAAGUGGCUUGGAACCAAGUCAAACUUGGUGAUGUUUUUCAUUCACCAGACCAAUUACAACGUCUUUAUUCAGAGGUCCAUCUUCUCAAGAACCUUGACCAUGAAUCAAUCAUGACCUUCCAUGACUCUUGGAUCGAUGUCCACUCUAGAUCCUUCAACUUCAUCACUGAAUUGUUCACCUCUGGCACCCUAAGAGAGUAUAGAAAGAAGUACAAGAGAGUAGAUAUAAGAGCAAUUAAGAAUUGGGCAAGGCAGAUUCUAAGGGGAUUGGAGUAUUUACACAGCCAUGAUCCACCAGUGAUUCAUAGAGACAUAAAAUGUGACAACAUAUUUGUGAAUGGGCAUUUGGGUGAGGUCAAGAUUGGUGACUUAGGCCUUGCAGCAAUUCUUCGUGAUAGUUCACAACACGCACACAGUGUCAUUGGUACACCGGAAUUUAUGGCACCUGAAUUGUAUGAAGAGGAAUACAAUGAGCUUGUUGAUGUCUAUUCAUUUGGGAUGUGUAUGAUUGAGUUGUUCACUUCUGAGUUCCCAUACAGUGAAUGCUCCAACCCAGCUCAAAUUUACAAGAAAGUUACUUCAGGGAAGCUACCAAAUGCCUAUUACAGAAUCAAUGAUUUGGAGGCCCAAAGAUUUAUUGGAAAGUGUUUGGCAAAUGUCUCAGACAGGCUGCCAGCAAAGGACCUUUUGUUGGACCCAUUUUUGGCAAUGGACCAACUUCACUCACCACUACAAAGCCCAAGCCCAAGAUCAAGCCCAACAUUACUCAAUUUCAAUGCCAAAGAGAAGAAGAAACCUUCAAUCAUGACUGAAGAAACAAAGGGCACACACAUGACAAUAACAGGCUCCAUGAAUGAAGAGGAUGACACAGUUUUCCUUAAAGUUCAAAUUUCCAACCAAAGUGGGAGCACAAGAAACAUAUACUUCCCAUUUGACACCAUAAAUGACACAGCCAUUGAUGUGGCAAUGGAGAUGGUUAAAGAACUUGAAAUUAGUGACUUGGAACCAAUGGAGAUUGCUGAAAUGAUAGAAGAAGAGGUAUCAGCUUUGGUUCCAACAUGGAGGGACUUGGGAAAUUCUAUUAAGUAUCAAAGACAACAUAGCUUUAGCUAUGAACAAGAAGAAGAUGAUUAUGAUGAUGAUGAUGAUGAUGAUGAUGUUAGCAAUAAUCACAAUCCUUUCUUCUCAUUGUCUUCUCCCUCUUCCUCUCAUGGUUCUCUCCCAAUGCUUUACCAAAAUAUUACACAAAUUGGUGGAAACCAUUACCCACUUUCUCAUGAUUUGCCUCAAGAUGAUCCCCUUAUGAAUGAUGAUGCAAGCUCUCAAAGUUCUUUGGAUUCCUUCAAGUAUUCCCAUUUACACUACUUGGACGCAAGCAAUGAAGAUAAUGAUCAUGUUUCAACUCUUCUAACUAUCAACAACAAGUGCACAAGAUUUUGCCCUAGAGAAGAGGUGGUGGAGGCUGAUUUCACCAACCAGUUUUGCAACAUGAGAAUGGAUCCUUGCAGUAGGUACCAUAAGGCUAUGGUAGGGCAUGGAUUCCCAAGACUAACUAGGAUUCAAUCAUAUGUUGAUGUGAGGAGGCAACAAAUACAGACAUCAUUGGUGGAGGAGAUACAUAAAAGAAGGAUGUUCAAGACUGUUAAUGCCAUUGAGAACAUUGGAUUUCAGAAUCCCAAAUGAGUCAUCAACGUUUUCAAAGCUUGGUUUUGUCACACUCUAGUGACUUGGUUGUUUUCAAAAGUUGAA
Molecule: messenger RNA, 1947 nt
Organism: Arachis duranensis
Lineage: Eukaryota; Viridiplantae; Streptophyta; Magnoliopsida; Fabales; Fabaceae
Product: probable serine/threonine-protein kinase WNK5
Biological process (GO): intracellular signal transduction; protein phosphorylation
Cellular component (GO): cytoplasm
Molecular function (GO): protein serine/threonine kinase activity; ATP binding
Source: RefSeq, a predicted model, not a curated record